Branchiostoma belcheri (Belcher's lancelet) is the source of this 1120-nucleotide messenger RNA. RefSeq lists its product as uncharacterized. The transcript is spliced from 6 exons. NCBI's taxonomy places the organism in Eukaryota, Metazoa, Chordata, Leptocardii, Amphioxiformes, Branchiostomatidae. The record is from RefSeq and is a predicted model, not a curated record. Bases 145 to 1056 code for a protein of 303 amino acids.
GGUCGCAGGCACAGCACGUUCCAGAAUGUCAAGAAUCGAAUUUUCGAAUUCGAACCCGCGCCUGGCAACCGGAUUCUAUUUACACAACACCCGUCAGCGAAGCCCGAGUUUUGAGGCACGUUUUUUACGUACUCCUUGGCAAAGAUGGGGAUUUUGAAGAAGUUGGUGAUAUUAUACCUACUGUCGUGCCUGGUUGAUGACAAGCACGAGAAGUUGAGGACUCUGAUAGCUCACAUGCCGCUGAAGGACGCUGUAGGACUCCGCCUAGUGGAGAAACUGCCCGUCUUCGAAACCACCAAAGACUCGCUGCGAGUUUAUCAGAUCACAGACAGCAAGACUUUCAUAUCUGCGUAUGUCCAACCGUCUGACACCGGAGGUCUGGGCAGACUGGUCCGCUGUUACCUGUACAAGGACAGGAGCCGUGACGUCAUGAUGACGACUCUGACUGACUACGGCUGGAAGGACCAUGAUGCAGUCAUGAAUGUCGUCACUGAUGCUAACGACGUAUGGCGCUACAGUUACCUGCUGGACAGCUGUUUCUGGCUCCGCGAGGGCCGUCACUUCGACGAGCUGGCCGAACUCCCGCCGCCUGACCCGCUCACCUGGCUGCUCCAGGCCGGGAGGAACAUCUACAAGACAACCUUCAGUUACUUCAAGGACGCGGGGAAGACAUCAGACCUGCGCAUGGAUGACCGUACACAACCCACAACACCGAAGAGUGGCUUCAUGGAAUACCUGACUACAACUUUCUGGCCUGAAGACGUGAAACCUGACACUGAUCAUGACUCUGCGAAGGACGAAGAUGCCGCAGAUGGCUGGUUUACCAAACUCUGCCGCUCAGUCCGAGACAGUGUACCCACGGCUUGGCCUUCAGGUGACGUCACGUCAACUGUUCAAACUGGACAGACCGGCGGGAGAAAUAGAGACAGCCCAGAGAUUGCCUCAGAAGGUGAUGAGUUCAGUACAGGCUUGUGGCACGGACUUCAACUCAACUACCUCAUGGACUACAUCACCACAGCCUGGACAGCUAAAGGGGGAGGGGGGGAAGUGAUAUGAAGUAGAAGUACAUCACAAAAUACAUUAGUGCAUAUAGCAAUUGUAACUUGAGGCAAACUCUCUU